ACACGCUCCGAAGUUACAGCCAGCUGCCUUAUGUGGACAAGGAGGCACUGGUGAUGUGUCUUGCUGUGGCCUCCAAGCAAGCUGAACACAAGAAACUAGUCACGGAUGCCCACUCAGCUGUGCGAGAACUGUGCACCAACACACACCUCUUCUUCCUCUUCAUCCAGAUAUCUAAGAUGAUAUCCAAGAAGUCUGGACAUUCUGGAUGGGGACGUGGUCUUCGCCGUGCUGUUGGUGAAUGGUACCGAAGUUGGGAACCAAAACGGCUGGCUUUGGAGGUGACUAGACACUUCAGUGCCCAUGGAUGGACUCACCGCGAUGUGGUCAGGCUUGCUCAUUUGAAGCUGAAGGAGAUGCCUCUAGGGAGCCAAGUAGUUCUGCACUAUGUUUUUAUGGGACUGGACAAGACUGUUCAAGAAUACACAGGAAAAGAUAACACCAGUGAACUUUUAGAACUCAUGCAAGUGUUAGACAAGGAUGGUCACCCAAAGGAUAAGGAACAACAGUGGGAUGUAGAUCAAGUGAUCAACAAGGUGAACAAGCUCCAUGAAGUCUACAGUGAAGUGACAUUGGAUGAUGUACCUUCACAGAGCCUCAAAUCUCCUGAGGUCUGGUCUCACAUGCUGGACAAACUGGAUGGAGAGUCAGCUGUAGCUAGCGUGAACCGCAUGGCCAAGGCAGGUCUGCUGAGCCAGAGUGCAGAUAAUACCAACGUCCUUCCCAAUAAGCUGGUUGACCGCUUAACUCAUUCUGAUGUUGCUUCGAGCCCUGUGACUCCAGCUGUUACUCUCAUGGCUCUUCAUGCUUAUGAACACCCAUCCAGAUUCUCCAGUGAGGCCUGUGGCAAAGUGUAUGAGAAGAAGUCCUGCAAGUCCCAGAGAGCCCCUACGAAAGCUCCCCUCAAGAAGUCAACCAAAGUAAACCAGAGUGUUGUUGAUGCUCUUCACAAGCUCAUUGCUGGGAGUUCAAAGAAUAUUGAAAAGACAGCAAAGAAGUUAGCAAUUGUUGUUGAUGUUCGAGGCUACAUGAGCACAAGCCAUGUGUGGACAGGUAACCCAGAAGGCAAGGGGGAGGUAACAGGACAUGAAGGAGCUGCUGUAAUUGUACUCACCCUCACUUCUGGUGGAACUUGCCCGGGCGUGAACACCCUGGCCUUCUCUGGCACUGGAGUAGCUGAAGUGCCUGUUACAGAGGGAAUAACUCUCUUGCAGCUAGUGGAAAAAUUCAAGGAGACGGUGAUUGGUGAGGUCAGUGUUGAUGCUGCUCUCAAUUGGGCCCAAGAGAAAAAUAUGGAGACUGUUGUCGUCAUAACCCACAAGCUUGACCAGCAGGCCAUCACUGCUGCUGCCCAGUCCCUCAAGCAGAUCAAUGAUAAGAACAACACACAAAUGAGACUGGUGUUGUGUGGACUAGGGACAAAGCAUCUGCAUACCCAGCGAACAGAAAACUUCCUCCUUGUGCUUGGAUUUGAUCAGCGAACACCCAGCAUCAUCAGAGCCUACCAUGAGAGGCUCUUUUAAGAUGGGGACGAUGUUAGCCUUCCUUUUUUUUUAUCGCAGGAGAGAGUUGCUGUGACCAGCAGUUGGAGGGAGAUCUGAAUCACAGUUGUUCCUUGCAGAUCAACCUCAGCUCUUAAGGCAUGGGAUUAUGACUAGCAAAGUUUAUAGUAGGCCAUUGUGAGUGAGGUUGUUGGGCAAUCAAGGCAUUUGUGACUUUCUCAGCAAACUGUAACAAUAGAAAGAGGCCUCAUUCUUGAAGAGUGCGAUCUCAUUUUCAGAUUUAAGAUUCAGGAGAUCUUGUUGCGCCUUUGAAUCCAAGUUUUUCAAGUAUAAGGGGUUCAGUGCAGUGCUUGAAAAGCAUAGGAUUUUCAAGUGGAAUUAACUGCAUGGUCCUUAUGACAAAGCAUAGCACAGACUGAGCUAGAUUUUUGGUGCCUUCACAAAAUUUUUCCAGAUAUUUAGUGCUCGGUCAUUUUGUAGAAUCAUUUUCUCAUGUGAAGAGUGAGUAGGACAAUGUUUUGAAAGAUCUGAAAGUAUUUUGUGACCAACACAUUUGUCUAUAAAAUGUACCCUAAUAUACCUGAUAUUUGCGGGUUGAACUUCUUGUUCUGAACUCCUGAGGGUAGCAUAUAUUGGUCUAGAAACUUUUUAAAAUAAAGAUUAGCUUUAAUGAUGCUAAAUAGCUAUGUACCAUAGUCUGUUAGGUACAAGGGCUCAUUAUGCCAUUUUAGAAUAACUGAAAUCUAGAAGGUGAUAUUUUUGAGUAAUUAGUGCUGGUAAUAUCCAUCCACAUAUGUAGGCAGAUGUAAGAGUUAUGACUGCCAUUUGAUUUAAGUAUAGAAUUUUAUUCCAGAUAUAUUUUGGAGAAAAGUGUACGUGAAACUUGUACAAAAUUCCAGUACAUGUUAAGUGUAUUCUGAACUACAAGAAGAUCUACCGCCAGAUCUUAUUGUUUACAGUUUCCCUCAUUUCUACUAACCUUUUCUGUAGCUCUUUCAGGACCCAAUCUUACAAAAGUGACAUGAUAUUCAGAGCUGUAUGUUAUUAUAAAGGUAAAUUGAUGCUUGUGAAAGACUUUGUGGUAAGAUACAAACAUGAAGGUAGCUCCUUUUAUUAUUGACAUGCAAAUUUGAAUUCAUUUUUUGUUUAUUUCUAGAGUCCUGUCCAUCUAGGAUGCUGAGUGGUACACAUAUCAUUGAUGCUUCACAUGUCAUUUGGAGUCUAGGAAAUAUUAAAAUAUGACAGGGCUAUUAUAGAAAAUCUCAAUUUACAAAAGAAUAGAUUUAAAGAACAUUUCAUUAUAAAUACUGUUGCAAGGUCUACAUUUUUUAUGACAAUCAAACCACAGAAGAAUUUUUUUUUUAUAUGAGAAAUCCAAGUUGUUAGGCUGGGAACUACAAUAGAGUAGAUGUUUUUUGAAAAAUAUAUAUCAGUCUAUGCCACGAUAUUGGUUGACUUUUGUAAGUGGAGACAAUAUUUAGGAACAAUCAUAUAAUGUGUGACUUAUCUAUAUGAAAAAUGACAGAUCUAGAAAGAUUGUCUUAUGAUAUCAAGUGAUGUAAUUUGUGGCAGUAUAAAUCAAGCUUCGAAAAGUGUGAAUUGUUUCUGGUGUAGAAAGCUGCAGACUCCAAGGGCAGUAGUGAGUGAUGAACUUCAUUUGUGAUGGAUGAAAAUACUCCCUUUAAUUUGUGUUUAGGAUUUUUGGUGUAGUUAUGGAAAUAAUUGUGUGUAGCGUGUAAGUAUUUAGUGGAAAGAAUGAAAAAUAUUCUUGUGCUAAUGAUGUUGAUGGAUAAUGGAAGCUAUAGUAACUGUCAUUGUCUGUUGAUGAGGUGAUCUGAAAGUAAUAGAUACAGAAAAUGGUGUGACUUAAUUUAGUUAUAUAUUUUUUAGUUGCCAUUUCAAUAAAAUCCAAUGAAUUCUAAUUAGUGGCGUUUAGCAGAUGGUGUCAGUUAGUAAAUUUGAAGUUAAACCUGCAGACUGGCUGAAGUUCUGCUAGAGGUUGGUAAUCCAUUGUGUUAAAAAAAGAUGAAUUCAAGCAAAAUCUAUGGUGUUGUACUAGUCAUGUAAAAAGGGAAAGAUGGAAACUGUGCAGCAUUUUCCCUUUUGCUCACAAGUUGCACAUAAUUCAUCUGUUUCUUGUGCUGAGUUUAAGUCAGUAUUUUAUUUCGAUUUUAUCUGUUUUGCAAAGAAUAAUAAAUUGAAUACUUCAGACUGAGUGAGAACUAUAAAGGAAAUGACUUUAUGUACUGGGAAGUGUUUAAAAGAGGUUUUCCUAUGAAACUGCACUUGGUGUCAGGAUUGAAUUUUUAUGGUAACUAAGGUUUGAAUGAUAAAAGUAGUCUAAGUUUUAGAAAAUUGAGGAAGCUAAUGUUCAGAGGGAAUUUUAUUUUGAUGAAGAAACCAAAGCUGGUAAUUAGUAUUCUUUAAAAGGGAAUUUGAUCUGUAAAUAUUUUAUUUGAAUAAUACUCGUAAUGCAGAGAAUUUUUUCUUCUUAAUAUGGAAAUCUGUAAAGGGAGUGAUAUUUCCAAUUUAUGAAUAUAAUGGCAAAAGGAAUUAAACCCAGUGGAAAGCAGUUGAUACCAUCACAUCUUCAUAUGUCAGAGCAAGAACACUUUAUGAAACCGUGUCUGUUAUGCCCAUUUCUGAUUACUCCUUCAUUCAGCAUACUAUUUGCUUGAAGACACAUGACAUAAUUCUUCCUGCUCAAGCUUUAGUGUUAAAGUACCAUCCAAUGCACCAGAGGAAAGUCAGGAAUACAGAAAGAGCAAUAUAUUAACUUGUUCUGGAUUCAUGAAGUGAUUUGAUAUGGAUAUGGAACAUCCAUGAGGUUAGGUUGUCUCUUGUUUCCAGAUCCUAUUUUAAUGGAUUUUUAUGGUGCUGUAAAUGUGUGUUAAGGCCAUCCAGGUAACAAUCCUGAUAUCAGAUAAUUGUUCUUUGAAUAAUGUGUAUAUGCUGAAUAUUUGUGUAUAAGAGUAACACUUUAUGGGAAGAGGGAGUCAUAGAACUCAAGUGAUUAACAAAAAAGGAUGGAAAGGCAUUCCUCAAUAAUGUCUGCACUUGAAGAUGUUGCAAGUAAGCAUUGUGAAUCUCGGAUAAUUUAUGGUUCCAACCCAGCUCACUCCAUCACUUACCUUAGGCUGAGAAAAGAGAAGAAUGAGAAAGUCAUGUAAAAAUGGAAGUGUUUAAAAGGGAAACAUACCAGUUGUGCUCAUAAAAUGUAAGUAUUGAAACUAAUCAAACUGGGAAAAAGUGCAAUUUUUUGUGAAGAGUAAUUAUGUUUUUGAGGAUUCAAGGUGAGUAGAAAAGGUUGAUUGUGUAAUUGGCCUCAUUGGAAAAAAAAUAAUGGUAGCAAAAUAAUAUCUCCUGAAUAGGAUUAUUAGUCAGUAUUUAUCAAGAUCUGAUACUUGAUUAGGCCAAUAGAAAUAUGUCAUAUAGUCCCUUAUUUAGUACAGAGCUGAGGCUAUCCUGUAAGACAAUUGAAUGAACUUUUGCAUUUGUUCAGAACCAUCACCCAAUGUGAUAAUUUUAUUGAUGGGACACCACUCGUCAAUUGCAUGCCUGUGGGAUAUCGGUGGAAAAUUUAAACUAAAACUUUGUGAAAUGCCAGAAAAACUCAGAGAUGUUACUGAAAUAUCUAUUGUUUUUGAAUUAUGCCUGGCAAAAGAAAAAGCUUUAACCUGUUUUGAAUUUCUUGUUGUAUUCAUAAUAAGAAAAUGAUUUGCAUUUUAUAUGAUUUCUUGCAUUUCUUGUUUUUGUUUUAAGCAUUUUAUGUUUUGUGUUGUAUUUUAUAUAUUCUCUUUGGUAUGUAUUAUUUUAAAUCUUUAUGAAUCCACUUGGUUGCAUGUUUUGUGUAGUAGCAGCAUUUUUAUUGCUUUGUAAUAUUUAUGUCAAGGCUUUACCAACUUUAUUUUUUUCUUUAUCAUUUUUAGUCUCUUGUAAGGAGAAUGGUGAGUAAUAACUAUUGAAAUGGGCCAGAUACACAACAUGGUAAAUAUAAGGCAUUUACGAGCAUGGCAUUUUUUUGUGUAUUAAGAUAAUUUGGUAUAUUAAUACUACGUUUAGUCAGAUUCUCUCGUCAUGUUCGUUGUUAAUCAAAUGAUGAUGCCUCUAGUCUUCAGAUUGCAUUGCAGUUUUAUGUUUCCGCUUUAGCUUAAAAAGAAAAGCAAGAAAAAUAUUUUUGGGUUUACAAUCAUAUAUUUCUACAAAGGAUUAUAUAUGGUGUGUUUUCUCUCAUUUUAAAAUUUUGUUUUGGUGAAUUAGACAUUGUAAAAAGAUAUCCAACAGUUUUGAUAUAUGUAUUAGAGGAUAUUAGGGUUAUAAAGUGCAGGUUUGAAAAAUGUUCUUGUUCACAAAUUGUGAGUGAGUAAACAUAUUUGAAAAUUGUCUGUAAAAUUACAUGUUAAUUCCCAAGUGAAGCUGAAGUAAUUGUACAUAUUAUCAAAGAAAUGCAGGCAAAUAUGGAUUAAUGACGUGGACAUUUCGUCUUUUUUCCUUUUUCCGUUAAUGAAAAUCGUAAAAUUUGCAAGCUUUAAAUAUGGUGUAUUAUUAAUUGUGUAUUUGAAAGAAAGUAGGAAGAAAUGAGAGAUAAGGUCUCUGGCAGAAAGGCACUUAGGUAUAGAUUAUUCUCUGGGAAUAACAAACACAAGAGAAACCCUAUUGUUCAAUGCUGUGUGUAAGUGCAAGCAAUCAUCUAUGUUACGUAUGCAGGAAUAUAUAAUAUAUUGUCUU
Penaeus monodon (black tiger shrimp) is the source of this 6227-nucleotide messenger RNA. Its product is annotated as 60 kDa SS-A/Ro ribonucleoprotein-like. The coding region runs from base 54 to 1520 and encodes 488 amino acids. The transcript is spliced from 11 exons. Gene Ontology annotation, cellular component: ribonucleoprotein complex. NCBI's taxonomy places the organism in Eukaryota, Metazoa, Arthropoda, Malacostraca, Decapoda, Penaeidae. The record is from RefSeq and is a predicted model, not a curated record. Gene Ontology annotation, molecular function: RNA binding.